Messenger RNA from Cercospora beticola, 1725 nucleotides. RefSeq lists its product as uncharacterized. Lineage: Eukaryota; Fungi; Ascomycota; Dothideomycetes; Mycosphaerellales; Mycosphaerellaceae. The record is from RefSeq and is a predicted model, not a curated record.
AUGGCGUUCGAAGAUGAGGUUCAGCAGGCCACAAAUACCAUUGAAGAACUCGCACGCACACAGCUGCGGAGUCAAUUCCCGUACCUGAAGAUUGAAGCUCUCGAGGAGUUAUUAGCCGAAACUGCGAAUGUUAUCGUUUCGAGACUUGUCGAACAGAAGAAGGAAACCUGCGCCGCCCGGUCUCGCACAAGCUUCAUGUCGUUGUCGGCAGAACUACGCAACAUAAUCUACGAGAUGGCGCUCAAAGUCGAGGGGACAGUCAACGUGUCCCACCAGGACGUCGUUUGCCAGCACACGACACUGCUCCUAGCGAAUCGACAAGUCUAUGAGGAAGCACGCCCUAUCUGGUACGGUAUUAACAUUUUCAAGUGCCGAAUUGGUGACCCAGUGUUUUGGCGGCGUGCACAAGAUCCCGAGACGGACUUUGACUCUCCAAGAUCUGUCCGCAAGUGGCUGGAGAAUCUCAGAUCUGGUGCAGCUAUGGUCAAGUCAAUCACGAUGCGCACUUGGGGGUCGGAUACAAUAGGGUCAGCUUUGUCGAAAAUCCUGAGCUUUGGCGGUCGAGGUCUUGACUUCAAUGGUUUGACUGUGCAUCAAGGGGUGCUUAAGUCUUGUGGUUUGCUUGAUAGAGGUGUCUCGCCCAAGAUCUUUACAUUCUUGAUCCGCGACGGCCUGGAAGCAGGAGAGGAUCUGUACGAAGCUGCAGGCGUGAGCGGGGAGGAUCUUCUGACUGAAGAGCUGAUCAAGCGGUUGAGAUACAAACUGGGCUGCGCUGCAUCAAGUGAAGUGGAUAAGUGGGUCAAAGCGGACAUCGAGCAAACGCUUACUAUUCCGAAGCGCCUGCCUGAUUUGAAAGCAAACAUCGACUCGCAUGUUUUCCCUUCCGACUCAUACAACCUGCAGACUCACCACCCCCUCCUCUACCUACCGCACGACAAGAUGCCCUUCCACGAUGAGGUUGACGAGCUUACAUCGAGCAUCCGCGAAGCGAACGCGCUCCAAGUGCGUACUCAGUUCCCCUAUAUGGGAACGGCUACUCUCGAGAAGCUUCUUGACGAUUCUGUUGGUCGCCUGAAGCUCGGUAUACUGCAACAGGAAUCGGAGGUGCGAGUCAAGCAAUCACGCUCGAGCUUCAUGUCCUUAUCUGCAGAGCUGCGCAACAUGAUCUACGAGAUGGCCCUAUGUUCCAAAGAUGGAGUCCAUAUUCGCUGGGAUCGGACUCACAUGACUGGCCGACACCCUUACGUAUCGCUGGUAUCCGUAAAUCGGCAGAUUCGUGAAGAAAGUCUCACGAUCUGGUACGGCAUGAAUACAUUCAAACACACCAUCAGCUGGUUACCAGGAGAAAAUGCAAACUCUCGAACGUGUCUUUCGCGCUUCGGCAGGCCGGAAAACCUGAGCGCGUGGCUCAAGGAAGUCGGAGCCAAUGUGGCGCUGAUCAAGACGAUCGAGCUAACGUUGAGCCGCGGCCGCAGUUCAACCUGGUUGACAACACUGCUUAGAGCAAGCGACGACGGCCUUCUUGGUGCCGGCUUGACCGUGCACCAGACAGUACUGCACUUGUUUGGACUGUUAGAUGCGGGUCUAGCAGCUGAAGUCUUCCAGAUGAAGGUCGACGUUCGGGACGACUUUGGAGAACCCGAGACACUGGCAGACUUCUACGAAGUUGCAGGCAUAGACGGUCAGGAGCUUUUCACGCGUGAGCUUCUGGAUCGACUGGAGUGA